UUUUGUUCAUGUGUUAAAAAGUAAUUUGUUGUUUUGUUUACUUCGUAAUUUUCAUGUUUUUUUCGUUUACACUAUAACGAAAGCAGUAAUGCCUCAACUACAAGUAUUUAUUGGUAUAUUUUUACAUUUAUUUUGUGGUCUUUGGUGUCAAAACAGUCAAUUUGAUGACUCUAUGUUAUAUGAUAUUAGCUGGGCUGGCCCACUUCGUUCAAAGCAGGCUGAAAAAGAAAACCCUGUAUUGAUAACAACUAAAGAUAACGAGCAAUAUUCUUGUUCGUUACCAAAAUUAAGAGAGGAUUUGAUGGAUGAAUACAGCCCUGGUCCUGGCCCAAGCCCAGAGGAAAUGUUAAAACCAUUGACUGGAAAUACAAGGUGCUCAUACAGACUGGAUACAUAUUGGACAUACGAACUUUGUCAUGGCUCUCAUGUUAGACAAUUUCAUGAUGAGAAACCAAUGAAGAGCCAAGUUGUGCAGGAAUAUAUGCUUGGAAAAGUUGCAACAGUGGAGAAAAAAGAUGGUGAAAAGUUGAAAGAAGAAGCUACUGAAUCUAAAAAAACAAAUGUUGAAAAAAAAGAGGAUGAACCACAAGGACAGGUUUUGCCUCCUAAACGUAAUUUGAAUGGUCGUGAAGUGCCUUAUUAUGAGGUCACCAUGGAUAAUGGUACUCCUUGUGAACUCUUACAAGGAAAGCCACGAAAGAGUCGUAUUUUGUACAUGUGCAAACCAGAUUCGAACAAUGAGAUCAUAAGUGUGAAGGAAGUUCAAAGUUGUGAAUAUCAGUUGGAAGUACUUACCCCGUUUUUGUGUGCAAGUGAUAUGUACAACGUUAAAGAAGAUCAAAUUCAUCCAAUCCGUUGUCAUUCUUUAAAUGGUUCCCCAAGAGAACCACAGAGUUACAUUUAUCAUGUUGAAGAAUCUGAAGCAGAUAGACUUGGUUUCAGAGAGUAUCAGUACAUGCCUGUUCAGGAUGAAGGUUCAACAGAUGCAUCAAAAUCAUCCGAACAUCGUAAAAUCCCACCACAACCAGAUCAGCAACUAACACAGGACUUUCUCAAUGGCGUUUACUGUUUACGAGGGGGUUCAGGAUGGUGGCAUUAUGAAUAUUGUCAUGGCGUACAUGUCUUACAGUACCAUACCGACCAACAAGGAAAAACUAUAAUUUAUCUUGGACAUUGGAACAUAGAUGUACAUAGAGAUUGGGUGAAGAAAAACCCUCAAAAGUCUAUGGAAUAUGUUACUCAUUAUUAUGGAAAUGGUGAAAUAUGUGAUAUCACUGGAAUGGCAAGAACUGUUCAAGUCAGAUUAAAGUGUAUGAAAUCUAACCACUUGCAAGAAGUCUCAAUCUAUUUAUUGGAACCAAAAAAAUGCCAGUACAUUCUUGGGGUCGACUCUCCUAUUCUGUGCCCUCUUAUUGAGAAGGCUGAUGAAGAUGGAAUAUUUCCAACAAAACUUUAGAAGCCCUAGUAAAUUUUGAGAUAUUUUUUAUGCUCCAUUGGUGGAUGCAUUUACAAGGAUAACUUGCAUGCCUUGUUGCUAGAUUAUUAAAUAUUCUAUGCUUUCAUAGACUGUAAUUAGAACCAGGCAUGUGUAAGAAUCUUUGUAUCAUCUUCCUGGGGAAGGUGAACCCAUGGGCGUGACCCACAGACCAGCUUGGUGAGCCAUUACCCUACUUUUCAGAGAUGUGAAUGAAAUAAGAUACAUUGCUUGAAAGUAGACGUCAUAAAAUAAAAUAUGUUGAAAGUUGACGUCAAUGCGGAGGUAGCCUCGUUUUAAACCCUUUUUAAUGUACAUGAAACUUUGGGAAGGACGUGCAGUUAGAGUGGGUGGAAACACUAUUUUGAAAUGUUACUAAAUAUUACACGUGUAUUAUAGAAUAC
This is a messenger RNA of Dendronephthya gigantea, 1878 nucleotides long. Its product is annotated as endoplasmic reticulum lectin 1-like. Gene Ontology annotation, cellular component: endoplasmic reticulum lumen. The transcript has 16 exons. Bases 89 to 1456 code for a protein of 455 amino acids. The record is from RefSeq and is a predicted model, not a curated record. Gene Ontology annotation, biological process: endoplasmic reticulum unfolded protein response; retrograde protein transport, ER to cytosol. Lineage: Eukaryota; Metazoa; Cnidaria; Anthozoa; Malacalcyonacea; Nephtheidae.